This is a messenger RNA of Fusarium vanettenii 77-13-4, 621 nucleotides long. RefSeq lists its product as uncharacterized. Bases 1 to 621 code for a protein of 206 amino acids. The transcript has a single exon. The record is from RefSeq and is a predicted model, not a curated record. NCBI's taxonomy places the organism in Eukaryota, Fungi, Ascomycota, Sordariomycetes, Hypocreales, Nectriaceae.
AUGAAUACAGCACCGCCAACAACAUACAAGGCGUCCCCCUCCCUCCACGCCUUCACCUCAUCCACCCCCGCCGCAUUCCUCGCUGCCAACCCGUCCAUCCACCACCUCAUGACGGGCGCCCUCGUCACAAACGCCCAGGGCCAGGUCCUCCUCCUCCGCCGCGCACCCCACGACACGUGGCCCCUGCAGUGGGAGAUUCCAGGAGGGUGCGUGGACGACGAGGACGUCAACAUUGUAUCUGCCGCCGUGAGGGAGCUAUGGGAAGAGACGGGGCUUCGGGCCAAACUUGUGAAAGCACCCGUUAGAUUGGUGCCUGAUGAUCAAGCUGGAGAACCAGUCGUUGAUGCGCUUGAGGCAAAGUUGGAGAUGAUUGGGGACUUUUUGAUAUUUCGUGUUAAAGAGGUGGUAUGGGGGAAGUUGGCGGUUUGGAUUGAUGUAGAGAGCUACGACGCCGUCAAGAUUUGCGACGACGAGCAUGUCGAGCAUGCAUGGGUCACGGAGCAAGAAGCCAGGGAGAGAAGGUUUAGUGAUGGGAGGGAGCUGGACUUUACGAGUGAGGGUGUGAGGAGGAAUGUCUUGGAGGGGUUUAGGCUGUGGAGGGAGGAGAGGGACACCAAGUGA